AACCUAUUACGCCGCUCACUAUGUCCCACCAACGAGUUUCCUUCGAGCCCAGAUACGAUUUCGAACUGACGGACACACCCACAUCGCAGCAGCGAUGGCGGGAGUGGGGCGAUGAGUCACCAACAGGACCACCGUCGCUCGCUUCCGGAUACAGUAAUCUCGAGCUGCCAAUCACGAAAAAGUCGGCAUCACAGACGUCACUGCCAACCGAGUGGAAGCCAAGUACGAGGGUGAAGCUAAUCGUUCUUACGAUGUGUACCGUUACGUUGCUGAUCGCCCUGGAUGCGACAUCGCUUUCCGUGGCGCUGCCGGUUAUGGCGGAAGAGCUGAAUGCGGAUGCUAUUACGGCUUUCUGGGCGGGCACGUCGUAUCUAUUGUGUGCAACGGUUUUUCAGCCCACUCUGUCGUCGCUUUCGGGGAUCUUUGGUCGCAAGCCGGUGAUUAUCUUUGCACUCACGUUGUUCACCGCAGGCGCGAUCAUAGCAGCACUCGCCAAUAAUUUCACCGUGAUACUGGUCGGCCGGUGUAUCCAGGGAGUCGGCGGUGGUGGCCUAAUAGCGCUCGCGGAGAUCGUCAUCACUGAUUGUGUGCCGAUGCGGCAGCGUGGAAAGUACUUUGCUUUCCUCUCGGGAACAAACUCGCUCGGGUCGGUGGCGGGGCCGGUAGUGGGUGGUGGAUUCUCGGGUGAGGUUUCGUGGAGGUGGAUUUUUUGGAUCAAUAUUCCCUUUUGCGUCGUGCUUGCUGUCAUGAUACCGCUUUUUGUCAAGCUGAAGCUGCGUCGGGAAGGCAUGCUGGCGAAGUUGAUGAAAGUGGAUUGGUUCGGCUCCUUCAUUUUUGUCAGUUCGACCACAUCGCUACUCAUCCCGCUGUCUUGGGGAGGUGUGAUGUACUCCUGGUCCUCAUGGCGAACUCUGCUCCCACUCCUAGCGGGCUUAGCCGGCCUGACCAUCUUCGUCCUGUGGGAAAUCUACGGCGCCGAAAAUCCCACCAUCAACAUGCGUUUGUUCAUGGACCGCAACGCGGCGGCUGGCUACUUCAGUGCGGCGACAGCCGGGCUGAUCCUUUGGUCGCUACUGUAUUACCUCCCAAUCUACUUUGAGCUCGUCAAAGGCUACACUCCCAUGCAAGCCGGCCUUGCCUGCUUCCCCGAGACUUUCACCGUCAUGCCAGCCGCCGUCGUCACAGGCGUCCUGAUCACCAAGACCGGCCGUUACCGAUGGGCUCUCUGGGGUGGCUGGUCGCUCACCGCUACUGGGAUGGGGAUAAUGUACAUGAUCGACGUGGGCACCCCGAUGCGCCACUGGAUCCCCAUGAACGUUGUUGCUGGCGUCGGGCUUGGGAUGGUAUUCCCCGGUACCAACUACUGCAUCCAAUCCGGCGCCUCGGACAAAGACAUGGCCACCGCCGUCGGGCUGUACUCGUUCAUGCGGUGGGUCGGGCAAGGCCUGGGCAUCGCCGCGGGCGGGGUGAUCUUCCAGAACGCGCUGAAGAACGAAUUGAAGAAGUUCCCGGAGCUUGCGAGCGGUGCACACGGCUAUACGACCGAUGCGGUGGGCAUCGUAGGGUUCAUCAAGAGGAUGCCUAGUGGGCCCUUAAAAACACAAUUCGUGCAGGCAUAUACGAACGCACUGCAGAUCGUGUGGAUCUCGAUGUUGGGGUUUGCGCUGGCGGGCCUGUUCGCCACUAUUUGGGUUAGAGAGUUGACACUGGAUCGGGAGCUGAAGACGGAGCAAGCAGUGGUCGAGGAGGAUGGGGAUGAGCGUCGAUAG
Molecule: messenger RNA, 1769 nt
Organism: Tricharina praecox
Lineage: Eukaryota; Fungi; Ascomycota; Pezizomycetes; Pezizales; Pyronemataceae
Product: major facilitator superfamily-domain-containing protein
Exons: 5
Coding region: 21-1769 (582 amino acids)
Biological process (GO): transmembrane transport
Molecular function (GO): transmembrane transporter activity
Source: RefSeq, a predicted model, not a curated record